Molecule: messenger RNA, 1091 nt
Organism: Neohortaea acidophila
Lineage: Eukaryota; Fungi; Ascomycota; Dothideomycetes; Mycosphaerellales; Teratosphaeriaceae
Product: Alpha/beta hydrolase fold-1
Exons: 2
Coding region: 80-850 (256 amino acids)
Source: RefSeq, a predicted model, not a curated record
AGAUCGCCCCUGCGAUCCCUUUACGACCGAUUUCAAUUGGUUCUCAACGAUUCAACAAUUCAUCUAAGUAUCGACAGCAAUGGCUACCGACAAACUCGCCGUCGUCAUCGUCCCAGGAGCCUGGCACGUGGCCGAGCACUACCGACCAAUUGUCGACGAUCUAUCCUCGGCCGGCCACCAGGUGACCGUCUGCGACAUGCCCUCCUGCGACUCCCCCAAACCUCUACGCGGCAUGUCGCAGGACGUCGCCGUAAUACAGAAAGCCAUCCAGUCUUACAUCGACCAGAAUCGCAACGUAGCUCUAAUCAUGCACUCCCUCGGCGGCGUCAUAGGCACCGCAGCGUGCGAGGGCUACCUGCCCAAAGACCAAAGCAACGGCAAGGGCGUCGUCUCCCUAAUCUACUUGGCUGCCUUCGUCGCCACGGUCGGCGGCUCAUGUUGGAGCGCGAAAGGCGGCGCGCACGCGCCCUGGAUCGACACCACCGGCGAGCCGGGCACCGGGGUGUACAUGUUCCCGCGCAACGACGAGACGUGGGAUCCGCGCGAGGUGUUCUACAACGCGUGCAGCGCGGAGCAGAAGGAGGCGGCGUGGGCGAUGUGUAAGCGAAACCACAGCGAGGACGUGUACCAUGCGACCGUCGACUAUGCGGCGUGGCGGGAGGUGGAGAGCAACUACUUGCUUUGCGAGGUGGACAUCGCUAUUCCGGUAGAAUAUCAGGAAGCCAUGUCUAGCCAUGAGGGGGGGAAAUGGAAGAAUGUGGAGCGGGUGAAGGCUGAUCAUGCACCGUUUCUGAGUCGGCCGGCGGAGACAUUGGCGUUUGUGAGGAGGUGUGUUGGGCAAGGGGUGUAGAUGCCUGCCGGACGUCGUGUGAUGAUGAUGAUGAGAAGAGCCUGGAACAUCUCGGGGAAGUCGGAGCGCUCCAACCCAGCCUUAGGCGCCCCUCGAUCGAGGGCUAAGUCGCUCGCCCCAGCGCAUAAAAUCAAGCUCUCGCGGCGCCAUUACGGCAUGGAUCGGCAACUUGGGGUCAUGGAAUCCCACGUUGCGCCCAUGCUCUCUCUCCCUCUUUCUCCGCAAACCCCGCCUCCCCCAG